This is a messenger RNA of Sapajus apella (tufted capuchin), 397 nucleotides long. RefSeq names its product phospholipid phosphatase 2-like. The annotation marks the transcript as partial. NCBI's taxonomy places the organism in Eukaryota, Metazoa, Chordata, Mammalia, Primates, Cebidae. The transcript is spliced from 3 exons. Gene Ontology annotation, biological process: phospholipid dephosphorylation; signal transduction; phospholipid metabolic process. The record is from RefSeq and is a predicted model, not a curated record. Gene Ontology annotation, molecular function: phosphatidate phosphatase activity.
AUCUGGAAGGCCAGCCCAAUGUGAGAGCGUAGGGCCCUCGCAGGCCUCUUCCAAGCUCCUGCACUGCUCUGGUCUUCUCUACAUGCAGGCGUGGCUCUGCUGGAAGUGGGCGCGGCUGCUGCGGCCCACGGUCCAGAUCUUCCUGGUGUCCUUUGCCCUCUAUGUGGGCUACACCCACGUAUCUGAUCACAAACACCACUGGAGUGACGUCCUUGCUGGCCUCCUGCAGGUGGCGCUGGUGACUGGCCUCACUGUCUGCUACAUCUCAGACUUCUUCAAAGCCCGACCCCCACAGCAUUGCCUGAAGGAGGAGGAGCUGGAACGGAAGCCCAGCCUGUCACUGACAGUGACCCUGGGCGAGGCUGACCACUAUGGGUACCCGCACUCCUCCUCCUGA